Molecule: messenger RNA, 997 nt
Organism: Caenorhabditis elegans
Lineage: Eukaryota; Metazoa; Nematoda; Chromadorea; Rhabditida; Rhabditidae
Gene: btb-20
Product: BTB domain-containing protein
Exons: 4
Coding region: 17-919 (300 amino acids)
Source: RefSeq, marked reviewed
AUUAAACUUUCCCGAAAUGGCUGAUGAAGUGAUUGAGUAUAAGUUUACUUGUUCUUCAUUCUAUUACGGUCGCGAAACUUCGCAAGUGCUCAACACUAGUAUUACUAAAGGAUUAAAAUGCGUCUGGAAAACGAGAUAUGCUUCAAUUGCAGAACAAGCAUUUUUCUCAUGGGAAUUCGACUGGAAUGAGCUGAAACGUCUGGGAAUCGAUAGUCUCGCUGGAAACAUUACCGUCAAAUCAGCUUCAAUGAGCCCACUGAAUGUCCAAAUUGAUUUGAGAAAGCCGACGGAAAUUGUUGAGAGAGCUUUCUAUUUGCGUGAUGAUGAUUACGCAUAUAAUAGCUAUAUCAACAAAACUACUUUUGAAUAUUCCUUUGUUCCUUAUUGCGCCCAAGUCGAUGAAUCCUUAUAUGAAAAAAUGUUCCUCCCAUCUGACGAGAACGAUGCAAUUUUGGUGAUUGGAAAUAAAAAGCUUCAUGUCUGCAAAGCUUUCCUCUCGUACCAUUCAAGCUUUUUCCGUGCAAUUUUUUCGUCAGCCUUUAAGGAAGGCCAAAUGAGUGAGAUUCCGAUCAAGGAUGUUACCUACAAGGAUUUUGCGCUGAUGCUAAGCACAAUCUACCCUGACGCUGUUUUCCCAAAUGAUCGCACUGUGGAGAAGCUUCUUGAAAUGGGUGAUCGUUUCAUUAUUCAAUCCGUUAUCAAUCACGUUGAAUAUCAUCUCCUUCACAACACGAGUAUUGGAAAUGAAAAGUUGAUGUGGAUGGCGGAUAGAUACGGAAUGCCGAAGCUUCUCGUGAAGUCGAUCCAGCAAAUGAAUUCUAUCGAAAAGGCCAAGGCUCUGAAAUCUUCUCCGGACUAUGCGAAAUUGUCGAAAGAGGCAAAGGAAAAGAUUCUCGAUCGACUCAUGGCGCUGAUCUAAAUGCAAUUUGUUUGAUAUGCUCUGAAACAGACUUGUUAUUUUUCCUUGUUGAUUUUUAUUGUUAAAUGUUUUUUGUUG